Trypanosoma rangeli is the source of this 345-nucleotide messenger RNA. RefSeq lists its product as uncharacterized. The record is from RefSeq and is a predicted model, not a curated record. The transcript has a single exon. Bases 1 to 345 code for a protein of 114 amino acids. NCBI's taxonomy places the organism in Eukaryota, Euglenozoa, Kinetoplastea, Trypanosomatida, Trypanosomatidae.
AUGAAGCACCGUACAACAUUUCUAUCUUCAAUGGCGCUACCUGCAAAUGCGAGCUUCCGCCGGUGCGUUGUGUCAGCGUGUACGGCCGGCGCCGUUUUUGCCGCCCCAGUACGUGCGGUAGAUAAGAUGAACGGUGUCGGGAGGCCGCUUCUCUUCCUUUGUGUGAUAGCUGUGACUAUUUUCGCGGCCCGGCAUUUACUGUGGAUGGCUGUAGCUUUGGAUUUUGCGGGCACGGCGUCUUGCCUUCGUCUUGUUGUAGCUCUUGGUAAUAUGGUGCUUUCAGUGUGUUUUUUUUUCUUCACCACCGCGUUCAAUUACGUUCUUGUUUCCACGGUGCUGGCGUAG